Molecule: messenger RNA, 2284 nt
Organism: Colossoma macropomum (tambaqui)
Lineage: Eukaryota; Metazoa; Chordata; Actinopteri; Characiformes; Serrasalmidae
Product: plexin A3-like
Exons: 13
Coding region: 1-1899 (632 amino acids)
Biological process (GO): regulation of cell shape; negative regulation of cell adhesion; regulation of GTPase activity
Cellular component (GO): semaphorin receptor complex
Molecular function (GO): semaphorin receptor activity
Source: RefSeq, a predicted model, not a curated record
AUGACUCCCAAGAGCCUGGACAAAGUGGAACUUCCAGACCAAGAACAAGAGCCCAAGCCCACUGAGACACCACUGGCACCAUCGGACGCUCCUCCUUCUCCAGCUUUCGCCGAACUGCAGACGGACAUCCAGGAGCUGACCAACGACAUGGACGGCGUGAAGAUCCCCUUCCUGGAGUACCGAACCUACACCAUGAGAGUGAUGUUCCCAGGCAUUGAGGAGCACCCGGUUCUGAAGGAGCUCGAUUCUCCAGCAAACGUGGAGAAGGCCUUGCGUCUCUUCAGCCAGCUGCUGCACAAUAAGAUGUUCCUGCUGACGUUUAUCCACACUCUUGAGGCCCAGAGGUCUUUCUCCAUGCGUGACCGCGGCAACGUGGCCUCCCUCCUCAUGGCGGCAUUGCAGGGCAGAAUGGAGUACGCCACCGUUGUGCUCAAGCAGCUCCUGGCCGACCUCAUCGAGAAGAACCUGGAGAACCGCAACCAUCCCAAGCUGCUGCUCCGACGAACUGAAUCUGUGGCAGAGAAGAUGCUCACCAACUGGUUCACAUUCCUCCUGCAUCGCUUUCUCAAGGAAUGUGCUGGAGAGCCUCUCUUCAUGUUGUACUGUGCUAUAAAGCAACAGAUGGAGAAGGGGCCUAUCGAUGCGAUCACCGGAGAGGCACGCUACUCCCUCAGCGAGGACAAGCUCAUUCGACAGCAGAUCGACUAUAAGCAGCUGACUCUGAUGUGUAUUCCUCCAGAGGGUGAGGCAGGUACUGAGGUUCCAGUGAAGGUGCUGAACUGUGACACAGUGACCCAGGUGAAGGAUAAGCUCCUGGACGCUGUUUAUAAAGGCAUCCCCUACUCACAGAGACCACAGGCUGAUGACAUGGACCUGGAAUGGAGACAGGGCCGGCUGACCAGAAUCAUCCUUCAAGACGAAGAUGUCACCACGAAGAUCGAGAGCGACUGGAAGAGACUGAACACACUAGCGCACUACCAGGUGGCAGAUGGCUCUGUGGUGGCUCUGGUUCAGAAGCAAGUGUCUGCAUACAACAUCGCCAACUCCUUCACGUUCACGCGUUCUCUCAGCCGAUACGAGAGUUUGCUGAGGACCUCCAGCAGUCCGGACAGCCUGCGGUCUCGAGCGCCCAUGAUUACUCCAGAUCAGGAGACGGGCACCAAGCUGUGGCACCUGGUGAAAAACCACGAGCAUGCAGACCAGCGCGAGGGCGAUCGCGGCAGCAAGAUGGUGUCCGAGAUUUACCUCACACGUCUCCUGGCAACAAAGGGUACUCUACAGAAGUUUGUGGAUGACCUGUUUGAGACGGUGUUCAGUACGGCUCACCGUGGCAGUGCCCUCCCCCUGGCCAUCAAGUACAUGUUUGACUUUCUAGAUGAGCAGGCAGACAAGAGACAGAUCAGUGACCCAGAUGUGCGCCACACCUGGAAGAGCAACUGCCUGCCCUUGCGAUUCUGGGUAAACGUCAUAAAGAACCCCCAGUUUGUGUUUGACAUCCAUAAGAGCAGCAUCACAGACGCCUGUCUGUCUGUGGUGGCUCAGACCUUCAUGGACUCGUGCUCGACGUCAGAGCAUCGCCUGGGCAAAGACUCGCCCUCAAACAAACUACUCUAUGCUAAAGACAUCCCCAACUACAAAAGCUGGGUGGAAAGGUACUACAGAGACAUCAGUAAGAUGCCCAGUAUCAGUGAUCAAGACAUGGACGCCUAUCUGGUGGAGCAGUCUCGUCUCCAUGGCAGCGAGUUCAAUACACUGAGCGCACUCAAUGAGCUCUAUUUUUACAUCAACAAGUACAAAGAGGAGAUCUUGACGGCUCUGGACAGAGACGGUUACUGCCGCAAACACAAACUGAGACACAAACUGGAACAAGCCAUCAACCUGAUGUCUGGCAGCAGCUGAGAGUGGUGGAGUGAUGGACCAGGAGGGGAAAGGAGAGGAAAAGAGGGGAGGAGAGAAGAAAAGAUUGGCUGGAAGGCUCUGAGGAACUUACUGGCGUUAGAAUGUCCACAUCUUUUGAGCAGAAGUGGAGCGGCUAAGACACUGGACAAUCAAACACUACAGGAACCACAGCACAGCACACCAAGCCCAAUAUUUCUCUGGACCAGAACCUGUGCAGCCAAGAUCCCUCACUCGCCUUCAUCCGGAUCUGCCCUGAGACCUCUUACCCAUCUUUCUUUCUUUAUUUGCCUCCUCCUCUCUGUCCUUUUCUCUCCCAAUCUUUCUUUCUCUCUUUGUGUAACACUUGUUUACACUUUGUCUCUCUCUCUCUUCUCAUUCUCGGUCC